AUGAGGUCGUCACUGUCGUACGACUCCCUGUCAGCUGGACAGAGUCCUGCCAGUCGUGACUUGGAGCGGGAGCUGCUGGCGGCGAGGCGUCUGUCCUCUCCACGAGGUCUCAACCGUCCAACUCCGCCUCCACGGCGAACGUCGGCCAUACCUGGAUACCUACUCCCUCCGUAUCAGGAGCGAGAGGAGCUGCGGCGUUUCUCCUCGUCCGUCUGUGCAGAGGCCUCCCUGGCGCCCCCUGUAGACCCCCCUGUGGGUGGGAGCCCACCCUGCUGCCGCCCGGUGGGAGUCAUGCACCUGCUGCGUCUGGCGCUCCUGGCCUUCAGCUGCGUGUUCUGGGCCGCGGGCCUGGCGCUCUUCACGCUGGGCAUCUGGGCUCAGAUCUCCUUGGCCGACUACAUGCUGCUGUCCACCAACAGGUAUCCCAACGCCCCGCUCAUCCUCCUGUUCACCGGGGGCGCUGUGACGGCGUGGGGCUUCCUCGGGUGCCUGGGUGUGGCUGCCAAUCUCCCGGGGGUUCUACGGGCCUACGGCUUCUUUCAGCUCGCCGCCCUGGUGGCCGGACUGGCGGCUGGUCUCUCUGGCCUCUUUUACCGUGAGGACAUCGCCGGAGGGUUCCGUAGCGGGCUACACGGAGCAGUGUCGGGCUACACGGAGGACGAAGGGCGCGCCGACGCGUUGGACACCCUUCAGAGGGCGCUCAAGUGCUGCGGGGCGGAGAACUGGCGUGACUGGCUGUCCUCGGACUGGGCCGCUCAGCACGUGUCCGUCCUGGAGAACAGCACUCUGGUGUCUCUGCCCGACAGCUGCUGCAUGAGGCGGAAGGGCUGCAAGAACCGAGCGCUGCCGUCCAACGACAGUGACGCCGUCGUCGCCGCUGGGAUCCAUCCGCACGGCUGCUUCCGGAAAGUCUUCAGUCUGGUCAACGACAACGUCUUCCACAUCGCCGCGGCCGUGCUGGGCCUGGCACUGACGCAGAUCGGAGGCAUCGCUCUGGCCUGUCUGCUAGCGAACAGGCUAGCGCCGCGACAGCACGGACGAGUGGUGGCCCAUUGA
Synchiropus splendidus (mandarinfish) is the source of this 1056-nucleotide messenger RNA. Its product is annotated as tetraspanin-7-like. The coding region runs from base 1 to 1056 and encodes 351 amino acids. The record is from RefSeq and is a predicted model, not a curated record. Gene Ontology annotation, cellular component: membrane. NCBI's taxonomy places the organism in Eukaryota, Metazoa, Chordata, Actinopteri, Syngnathiformes, Callionymidae. The transcript has a single exon.